This is a messenger RNA of Hemicordylus capensis (graceful crag lizard), 6578 nucleotides long. RefSeq names its product leucine rich repeat containing 8 VRAC subunit B (gene LRRC8B). Lineage: Eukaryota; Metazoa; Chordata; Lepidosauria; Squamata; Cordylidae. The record is from RefSeq and is a predicted model, not a curated record. Gene Ontology annotation, molecular function: protein binding. Bases 392 to 2806 code for a protein of 804 amino acids. The transcript has 5 exons.
GGCCGGUGACGCGACAAAGGAGCCGGGCGGGGCCUGUGCCGGGGAAGCGCUGGUCCAAGCCGGUACCUGAGCCGCCCCCUCUUAUUUAUUUUCCCUCCUCGAGGCGCUCGCCUUCUUUUCCCCCGCCUGCUCGCUCGGUCGCCCGCCGCCUUGGAGGUGUGCUGUGGCGGACCCGGCGGGCAGGCUGGCUGGGUCACGGGGGAGGCGGCUGAAGCAGGAAUCAUCAAGCUCCAGAAGAAGAUACCUCUGAUCAGCCUUUAACAGAAUGAAGACAAUUGUGAAGAUGGCAUGCCUAAGGAAUUUUAAAAGGUGUAGGCCACCUGAUUGAAGAUGGUGGUUCUGUAUUUUAUCCUGUUCUGUUUAUUAAAUUACCACUGUUCAUAAGCAAGUCAUGAUUACAUUAACUGAACUCAAAUGUUUAGCAGAUGCCCAGUCAUCCUACCACAUCCUGAAACCAUGGUGGGAUGUCUUCUGCUAUUACCUCACCAUGAUAAUGCUGCUUGUUGCUGUCCUUGCUGGGGCUCUCCAGCUCACUCAAACUAGGUUGUUAUGCUGUCUUCCUUGCAAGCUUGAGUUUGACAAUCGUUGUGCAGUGCCUUGGGAUGUGGUUAAAAGCAACCUUAAUGUAUCAUCCAGCUCUGCAUCAUCCUUAAUUCGCCCCCUUAGGAUCCAGAAUUAUCUUCAUCGGCAGCAGUAUUCUUACAUUGAUGCUGUGUGUUAUGAGAGAGUGCUUCACUGGUUUGCCAAAUUUUUCCCAUAUUUAGUGCUUCUCCACACUUUCAUUUUUGCAGCUUGCAGCAAUUUUUGGCUUUACUAUCCCAGCACAAGUUCAAGGCUAGAGCAUUUUGUAGCCAUACUUCACAAAUGUUUUGAUUCUCCCUGGACAACACGUGCCCUAUCAGAAACUGUUGCUGAACAAUCUGUGAGGACUCUAUCAUUCUCCAAAUCAAAAACUUUUCUCUCCUCCCCAAGCAAUUUAACAGAAUUGGAGAGCAAGCGGCAAUCUCUGUCCUAUUCACAGACUGGACUAGAAACAGCUGGGAGAGAGAACUCUUCAAAUGUUCUAGACAGAAAAGAAGGAGAGCAAGCAAAAUCAAUAUUUGAAAAAGUGAAAAGGUUCAGGGUACAUGUUGAAGAGAAGGAUGUCAUAUAUCGAGUGUACCUACAGCAGAUUGUAGUCAAGGUCAUUGUAUUUAUAUUAAUAAUGAUUUAUGUUCCCUAUUAUUUAAGCUUUAUUACACUUGAAAUUGACUGUAGAGUUGAUAUUCAAGUAUUUACAGGCUACAAGCGAUACCAGUGUGUUUAUUCAUUAGCAGAAAUUUUUAAAGUGCUAGCAUCAUUUUAUGUGAUCUUGGUGAUCUUGUAUGGCCUAACCUGCACCUACAGUUUGUUAUGGAUGCUGAGAAGUUCACUCAAACAAUAUUCCUUUGAGAAGCUGAGGGAGCAAAGUAAUUACAGUGAUAUCCCUGAUGUAAAAAAUGAUUUUGCCUUCAUACUUCACCUGGCAGACCAGUAUGAUCCUCUGUAUGCAAAGCGGUUCUCAAUAUUUCUCUCGGAGGUGAGUGAAAACAAGUUGAAGCAGAUCAGCCUAAACAAUGAGUGGUCUUUAGAGAGACUGAAAAGCAAACUGAUACGAAAUCCCCAGGACAAGAUUGAGCUUCAUCUUUUUAUGCUUAGUGGUCUUCCUGAUGAUGUCUUUGAACUGACAGAGAUAGAAGUUCUAAGCCUAGAACUUAUUCCUGAAGUUAAGCUUCCUCCAUCUGUAAAUCAACUACCCAAUCUCAAGGAACUGAACAUUUAUCAUUCAUCAUUAACUGUUGAGUUCCCUGCACUGCACUUCCUAGAAGAGAAUCUGAAAAUCCUUCGUUUGAAGUCUGCUGACCUGGGAAAGAUUCCAUGGUGGGUCUUUUAUCUAAGAAACCUACAGGAAUUGUAUUUGACUGGAUGUUACGUGCUAGAACCACAGAAUCCCCUCUACAACGAGGGCUUUCAGGAUCUUGUGAACCUGAAAACAAUUCACUUAAAGAAUAACCUUUCCCGCAUACCUCAGGUGGUUACAGACCAGUUGCCUUCACUACAAAAGUUAACUAUUGACAAUGAGGGGAAAAAACUGCUAGUGUUGACCAACUUGAAGAAACUGCUAAACCUGAGAACGCUGGAAUUGAUCAGCUGUGACUUGGAACGCAUUCCACAUUCUAUCUUCAGCCUGAACCAUUUGCAUGAAAUAGACUUAAAAGAAAAUAAUCUCCGAACAGUAGAGGAAAUUAUUAGCUUUCAACACCUUGAGAACCUUUCUUGCCUGAAAUUGUGGCACAACAACAUCUCCUACAUCCCAGUGCAGGUUGGAACCUUAGCAAAUUUGGAGCAACUCUAUUUAAACCACAACAACAUUAAAAAAAUCCCACCACAGCUUUUUCUUUGCACAAAGCUACAUUAUUUGGAUCUUAGUUAUAACAAGCUAACCUCUGUUCCCAACGAAAUCCAGUAUUUAACAAACCUGCAGUACUUCGCUGUGACAAAGAACCAUAUUGAGGCACUUCCAGAUGAAUUAUUUCAGUGCCGAAAACUGCAGUAUCUCCUUCUGGGACAUAACAGCCUGAUGCAUCUGUCCCCUCGUGUUGGUGAACUCUCAAAUCUUGUUCAGCUGGAACUCAAAGGAAACUAUCUGGAGUCACUUCCCUCUGAAUUAGAAGAAUGUAAUUUUCUGAAGCGGAGUUGUCUAAUUGUAGAAGAAUGUUUGUUAAAAACACUUCCCGUUUGUGUGGCAGAGCAUGUUCAAACAUGCCUGGAUAAAGCCUGUAUUUGAAAGAGAGGCUGUUUAUGUACAAGCAAGUGUUUUAUUUCCAAAGUCACAACUCUGAUAAUGGCAAGAAGGGAAGUUCCGGAACUUGUGGUUUAUGCUUCAAGUCUGCAGCUAUAUGCAUUGGCCCAAAUCUCUAUUGAUAAGAAAUUCACUUUUAGGUCUUAAGCAAAAAUGCAGACUUGGCAAUUACACUCGUGCAUUUCAUGACUCAUUUUAAAAGGCCUAAAAUUAAGUGGAUAGAGUGUACAUGGCUUUCGAGUGUAGGGGUAGAAGACUAUCCUUCUUCUGAGUCUAGUGACAGUAAUAUUUUCAUGGCAUUUUUCUUGAGUGUGGUAGUUCUUAAAUACUAUCCUGUGAGGACCAACAAAUAUGCAGGUUGGCUUUUUACAUGUGUUCGCCAUUGGGUGUGUGUGUGUGUGUGUGCUGUUACUGCAGGCCUGCUCAACUUAGGCCCCCCCAGCUGUUUUUGGACUACAACCCCCAUAAUCCCCUCCAUAGUGGCCAAUAGCCAGGGAUUACGGGAGUUGUAGGCCAACAUCUGCAAGAGGGCCAAAGUUGAGCAGGCAUGGCAUCCUGUAUAAAACACCACUAUUUAAUGCACUAGAAGAUUAAUUUACUGCAUACAUUUAGAGUACAAGUUAUUGGACAAGAGAUAGUACUUAUAACAAGUAGAACAACUCGCCAGAAGCUUCUUCGACAUGAGUUGAAAUUCCACUGAGAAGUACCUGGUGGAGUGUGUCCAAAAUAUUCCACUAUGCUUUAUUUUACAUUGCUCUAAAAUAGUGACAGAGAAUCAAUUUUGUAUGAUGAUAGGAUAAGUAGAGUACAGAUGGACCUGGUGUAAAAGUGAAAUCAAUCUGGAGAACUAUGCAAGUAGUUUUUAACAUGACAAAUGUCACUUUUUUAAUGCUUUGUUUGCAUAUGCUUGCCUACACAAAUAUCACUUUCUAGUGUUUGCUUGUGAUCUUGAGACUGCAAUGGAACGAGUAUAUGUGUAAAGGGUCCUAUAUUCAUACUUUAUUUUCAAUACCUGGCUAUUUGGAGGUGGGGAUGGGAAUGAAUUCUUGCCCCUCGCCAGUUGUGAUACUAAUUAACUCAUGGAGGUUUACAAGAUUUACAUUAAGAUGUAAGUAGGAAGGAAAACUUCAGUUUAAGCACUUAUGGAUUGUGUGGACUAUUUUUACAAAAAUAGUCCACCGGUUUUCAAGGUUACAAGCUGGAGUUGGAUAACCGUAUAAACUUGUCUCAUUCUCAUUAGCACACAUGCUUUGGAAAACUGUCCUAAGUUGAAGAGAGUUCCUAUUACCACACCACUCUUUACAUAACAGUCAUUAAAGUAGCUGGAAGACUUUUUGUGCAAAUAUAGUAUUUAUUUAUACCUACUUCAAUGUUGCUCUCCUGUGACAUCAUCUCCAUUGUGUUUUGCCUCCUGAUAUAGAUAUGCAUAAAGUGUAAUAAGUUGCUAGCAUGCAUUCAGAGAAAGUAUACCUUUACACUUCUGUGUGAUGUAUUCAAGUGUUCCACUAACUUUAUUUUAUGUCUGUUUUGUGAGUCGGGUUGAGUGAGACACUAGAAAUAUGUACAUUUUGUAAUAAUUUUCUAUUGUUUGGGGUUUUUUUUUUACUUAAGCAACUGAAUUUUGUGACAUCACUAAUAUAGUGAACGGUUGUGAAAGAAACCAGUAUCUCACCAUAUUGAUGUUGGUCCACCACAAUAAUUGCAUUCCAAAGACCUUUUUCGAUAGUUCUCAGGGAACAGAAAAUGUGUGUGUGCUUUCAUGGAUUUGAUGCAUCUCUUAAGCAUCCCAGUUUUUUUAAAGGUACAUAUAUUAUUUUUAGGGUACAGUCACAUCUACAUGCUAAGCAAUAUCCUAGAUGUCCACCUUUCUGUUAAGCUUCUGUGAGCUUAAUUUAUAGGCUGUCAUUGAGAGACUUGUCCACAUGUUUCCUAAUGCUCCUCAGUUUAGCACAGUGAGAGUCAUGGAGCUAUUUUCAUGUCUUGGAAAAAGGGUAAACCUAGAACAACAUGGUGAUCAAGAGCGUAGCUGGUUAGUAACGUUCUGCUCUUGAUAUAUUAGCAUCAGGGAACAGUCCCUGAUCUGAUCAGCUUCUUGGCUUCCAUACUUCCAUGUCUGCACAUUCAAAUUAGCUGCAGUGUCCUCCAGUUUUGCCCCUUUAUUGCCCUUUACCGACAUUGCUUUCACCCUCUGACUUGUGCCUGUAUACAGUCUUCUCACAAACAGAUGGCAUUCAUCUUGGUAUAAAGUGUCACCAGACCAUAACAGCUUGUAUCACUUUGGCCAGAACUGUGUGAAUAAUUAUACCACAUGCACACAAUGUAUCAAGGCUUCUAGAAUUUUAACUUGCUUUGCAUUUAAGAAAUGCAUGGACACCUUGAUUUUUAGAGACUGUCAGUUGGUUUUUUAAAGUAGGUCUUAAAGGGUGUGGUGGGGGGAGGAUGACAUCUGCAAUGUAGUACAUACGCAUACAGGUUACUUUGUGAUGUUGUUCACACGUGCACUGAAAAACGGGCUAAGAAAGCCCAGCCCAGUUUUUGGCGCACAUGUGUACUGCCGGGAGCUAUGUGGCUUGUGCCAGUAAGCCUGCUUAUAGAGCCCGCUGCUUAUCCCAGGUUUUGGGUGCAAUGGAACCCAAAAAGCGGGCUAAAUGUUCAUGUGUGGGUGCCAUGUGGCUUUGCGAGGCAUCUACACACAAGUAGCAUCCCAACUGGAGUAGGGAGGCUCCCCAUAAUGCACACGCACUUGUGUGGUGCCUUAUGGAAGCUUUGGGUGCCUCCCGGCCCGCAAACCUCCCUGCUUCCUCCCUGCUACUGGCAGAAGCCAGAAGUCAUCUGGGCAGCUGAUCUAGCUGCCUAGCAACAUGGAUGGGGUCGUCUGUAGGGGAGGUAAGCUUUUCACGGCUUCCUCUCCUCGACCCGUCUGAGCCCAUUCUCCAGUCAUGAGAAUGGGCUCUGCAUCUAGCUUCUUCACUUUUAAUAAAUGUAACUUUCCAUUUGGUUAACCAUUUUAGCAGUGCAUUCACUUGACGUGGCAAUGGCUUUGAUCUUUUGAGCAUGCCCUCCUUCUAGAGUGUUUAUCCUCUAAGUUUUUGAAAUGCAUAGUAUUAAAAAAUAGGCUUCUCCGCUGCAUUUUUUAAAGAUCUGUGGGAAGAGGCAAGCACUUCUAAAAAUGACAGGAAUAAAAUCUAUUUUUAAAAAAUGAGAAUCUCUUUUUAAAAGGCUGUAGCCAUUAUCCAAGCAUAUGAGUGCAUGAUAACUUGCUUGAUCAUUCCCCAGCUCAGAAUUGGAUAUCUUGAAUAUAACUAUUCCUCCUUUUAAAAUGGGACAUAAGCAAGUUGCCAUUUUAAAUCUCAACGUUGCAAAUAUUCUCAAUGAAAGGCAAGAAGUCUAAAGGCUGGCAUUUCUGGCCUUAAUGCAUGCCACAUUGUGCCUUUUUGAUUUCCUUUCUAUAUCCUGACCUCAUCCUUCUCAUGGCAGAGCUGAAUCGUAAGUAUUUUUGAAAAAUUUUGUUUUCCACUUUCACAUGUACUAUUUUGUACUGGAAUAAGAACUUCAGCAAAGUUGCUAAACCCACUUUCAUGAUUAUAGGACAAGCAUGGUAACCUCAAACCAUAUUUGUAUAUAGCACUUAUUUUAUACACAACGGCUUUGUUCAGUACUGUAAUGCUAUUGGGUUUUUUGGGGGAGUGUUUAAAUGUGGUCUCGCAUAUAUUGAUAAUUUUUGUUGAAAAUAUUUGAAUAAAACUCUAUUAACUUG